Molecule: messenger RNA, 1596 nt
Organism: Dissoconium aciculare CBS 342.82
Lineage: Eukaryota; Fungi; Ascomycota; Dothideomycetes; Mycosphaerellales; Dissoconiaceae
Exons: 1
Coding region: 126-1337 (403 amino acids)
Molecular function (GO): oxidoreductase activity
Source: RefSeq, a predicted model, not a curated record
UGACGAGCACAGACCAAACCCGCUUCGAUUCGAUCGUUCUCCAGGAAUCUACAUUUGCCGUGCAUCAAAUCUAACAAUGCCAGAAUUCCUCAUCAAUAAGUCAUAGGCAUCUCGCAUUAUGAAUCAUGAAGAAGCUUUCGAGACCUAUAAUUAACGUGUUCGGGGCGCAAGGUCGUCAAAGAAAUGCAGCGUGUGCACUGAGACUUCCAUUUGCGCGUGCAAUACAUGCAACGCCACGGUUCGGAGCAGAAAGUUCCCUCCCAGUCAUAAAUGAAAAGUCCACCACACCACAGCUAGUCGAGCAGCCUCAACGUGGAAAUGAAGGCUCCAAAGCCAGGAAGCGGUUACAACAAUUCGGAACAUUCACGAUUCUCUUUGCCGCAGGAUGGAUGCUAGAAGACCAGCGAAAGGCGUACUUUGCUCCAGCAGGUUCGAGCACAACUGAAUUUGUCAAGUACACAGUGGUCCGAAAAGAAGUCGUAUCAUCAACAUGCACAAUUUUUUCAUUACAGUCAGCAACGAAGGCGACAAUACCUGCGACUGUCCCUGACGCAGAAUGGUCGAUCAACAGCGUGGAGCUGAAGCAACCACAGUUACAGAUUGUUCGAUCAUACACAUGUCUUCCGCCCAAUGCGGAUCAGCCCGAGGAUGAACUACGAUUUCUCAUCCGCAGAGAGCAGAGAGGCGAGGUUUCAAAUUACAUUCAUCGAUUACCCAUCGGUGCUGAAGUCGAGAUACGCGGCCCGCAUGCCGAAUACGUGAUUCCCGGAGAUACACAGAGCGCCAUCUUCCUCGCUGGUGGGACCGGCAUCGCUCCAGCCCUACAGGCGGCAGAUGUCCUCGAUGGUGAGGCGGAUCUCCACAUCUUGUGGGCGAUGAGACGACGAGAAGACUGUAUAGGAGGCUUGAAUGAUAGCCGCGCUGAAACAAGCCGGUGGACUUCGUGGUUCAAAUCAAGGGAACGUGCGCAAAGCAAUGCAACCGAUAUGAAUGCGCAAGCUGCCGAAAAGGGUGCAAUGGUCGCACAACUAGAAAGUCUGAAGCGAUCAUUCGCGUCAUACCAAAAAGAUCAGUCACGUCUCUCUGUCGACUACUUCGUGGACGAAGAAAACUCAUUCAUAGACCCUGCACGGGUCAAGAGCAUCAUUACAGAUCAAACAAGUAAAGCAAAAGAGAAAUCGCCUGGUCGAAAGAUCAUCUUUGUGUCAGGCCCGGCGGGUUUCAUCAGCCAUUGGGCAGGCCCGAAGCAAUGGCAUCAAGGGCAAGAGAUCCAGGGUCCUCUGGGUGGCAUUCUGUCCACUUUUCAAUUAGCCGGAUGGGAAGUUGUAAAAUUAUGAGAGAUGAGAACGUCAGACGGGCCUGUACACUUACUUGUGCGUAUAUGUUUGGCAUGAUGCGAUCUCAUGUCGACGUCGGUUAGUGUUCGUACGUUCCAAGGUUAUCAUCGUUAGAGCAAGCGCAGUAGAAGGCGCCUUUUGAGAAGCACUUCAAAGCACGUGAACUAGGGCGAUGUCGGACUUCGAAGCCGAAACCUGAAGGUACCUAGGUAGUCUGUGAUAACAUGCUCGCACAAAUUCGGCAAUCUGUAUCCGCACG